AUGAGGCUCCUCACUCCCGUCUUAGGAGCUUCCCCCAUCACCGGCCUCACAGCAACCCAGCUCUUCCAAUUCACCAACAAAUCUCAGUUCGUCGAAAACAUCGCGGUGCGUCCCAACGGCCACCUUCUCCUCGACACAUUCGACAACGGCCGCCUGUACACCCUCGAUCCCUCCGCUAAGGAGAUCGUUCCUCAGGUCAUUGCGCGAAUCCCUGGCACUACUGCACUCACGGGCAUUGUGGAUGUAGCGCAUGACUUGUACGCUGUAUCUGCCGGUAUCCUCAACUUCACCGAUUUUUCUUUUGAGCCUGGGACUUCAAAAAUCGCCCUCGUUGAUGUACGCGAUUGUCACCAUGCUAAACUUGCCUCUGUCAAUGUUACUGCCCAGAUUCCCGAGGCGGGUAUUUUAAACGGCAUCGCUGGCCUCCCCAAGCAUAGACAUAUUGUCCUCAGUGCGGAUUCCAAGACGGGCCGCGUAUACCGAGUGAAUAUCUUGAAUGGAAAGGUGGAUAUUGCCUUUCAGGACGACAGGUUUACGCCUGGACCGCACCCGAAAUUAGUGCCUCUGGGUAUUAAUGGCAUCAAGGUCUUCGAGGGAUAUCUGUACUUGACAAAUUCGGAGCAGAGAUUUGUUGCGAGGAUUAAAAUUAAUGACUUUGGUGAAAAGGCGGGCGACUUGGAAAUUAUCACCACUCUACCGCUCAACCCGCCCAAAACUCCCGAUGACUUUUCCAUUGCCAGGGAUGGGACAAUUUAUCUGGGUGCCCAUUCGGAUACGUUGGUAAAGAUAACACCGGACGGUAAGUGGGUCUCAUUAGUCGAAGGCAGCAAUGCUGGCGUUUAUUUGAAUGGGCCUACCUCUACGGCGUUGAGUAAAGAUGAGAAGACAGUAUAUGUUACUACGGGGGGUGGCGGCCAGAUUGGUCAAGGUGGACAGAUUUUUGCUGUCAAGUUGUAA
Molecule: messenger RNA, 957 nt
Organism: Metarhizium acridum CQMa 102
Lineage: Eukaryota; Fungi; Ascomycota; Sordariomycetes; Hypocreales; Clavicipitaceae
Source: RefSeq, a predicted model, not a curated record